Messenger RNA from Ichthyophthirius multifiliis, 417 nucleotides. RefSeq lists its product as hypothetical. The record is from RefSeq and is a predicted model, not a curated record. The transcript is spliced from 4 exons. NCBI's taxonomy places the organism in Eukaryota, Ciliophora, Oligohymenophorea, Hymenostomatida.
AUGAUAUGGCACAUUCACCUUUCCAUAAAGCAAUUAAAGACGUAGAAGAAAAAAGGUCCAGUUUAUUUCCUGACCGUAGAAGAAUUCCAGGAAGAAAAGCCAAAUUAUUAGUAGCAGCGAAGAGAUUAGGAAUUAAAAGGAUAUUAAAGAAAAGUAGCUCCUUUUUUCUAAAGUAUGAAUGAUAUAAGAAUUUGUGCUUUAGAAGAUAGAAGAGAAAUGCUUGAAGAUGAAGCAUUUGCAUACAAAGGAUAAGAUUAUAUCGAUAAUUUAAGAAAUAGAUAUCAUUAAAAGGAUAUUUGGGCACCUUACAAACCCAGAUAUUCAUAUAUGUAUAAUGCUACUCAUAGAAAUGUAAAAGAAUAUAAAAUUAUUAAUUUACAAAGAUAUGAAAAUGGAUACGAAAUAAAAAAUGUUUGA